This is a messenger RNA of Betta splendens (Siamese fighting fish), 1763 nucleotides long. RefSeq names its product WBP2 N-terminal like (gene wbp2nl). Gene Ontology annotation, cellular component: nucleus. NCBI's taxonomy places the organism in Eukaryota, Metazoa, Chordata, Actinopteri, Anabantiformes, Osphronemidae. Gene Ontology annotation, molecular function: transcription coactivator activity; chromatin DNA binding. Gene Ontology annotation, biological process: positive regulation of DNA-templated transcription. The coding region runs from base 93 to 929 and encodes 278 amino acids. The record is from RefSeq and is a predicted model, not a curated record. The transcript has 8 exons.
GGUGUCGUCACGCGCUGAGUCACGAGAGGCGAUGACGUUUCCAGGGCUUUCUGGUCAGAAGUGAUCAGAGGCAGCAGCAGAAGCUCCUAAACAUGGCUCUGAAUCGGAAUCAUUCCCAAAACGGCGGAGUUUUGAUCAACAACGGUGAAACUAUUUUAAGGGAUUGUAAGAAUGUGGAGCUGUCCUUUAGUGAUGUCACCUGCAAGACGGACCUGCUCAGAGGGACCAAAAAGGGCACCGUUUACCUCACACCCUACAGGCUGGUGUUCGUGUCCAGUAAUACCAAGGAUUGCCUGGGUUCAGCUAUGUUUCCAUAUUAUCUAAUGAAGGGCUGCAGCAUUGAGCAACCAGUCUUUGCAGCCAACUACAUUAAAGGGACAGUGUCAGCUGAACCUGGUGGUGGCUGGGAGGGCCAGGCCCAUUUCAAGAUGUCAUUCCCGAGUGGAGGUGCCAUAGAGCUGGGGCAGCAUCUCUUCAAACUUGCAACAAAUGCGUCUCGUGCUGCUCCUGCCCAGAAUGGUGCUGCCUCCUACGGAUAUCCUUCACCUGGAAUGAUGAAUGGCUACGGACCUGCUCCCCCUUCUUAUCCAUACCCAGCAGCACCCCAGCAGAAUGGCUUCUACCAGGGCCCUCCCCCUGCUGCAGGCAACAUGGGCUACCCAUAUCCAACAGCAGCUGCUGGAAUGUACCCAUCUGGUUUUGACUACAUGGCCCCACCGCCACCGUACCCUGGGCCACCCCAAAAUUGGACUCCACCCCCUCAGAACUGGGCAGCAGCACCACCACCGCCUCCAGGUAACUCGAAGGCAGCUGAAGCGGCAGGCAGCGCCUAUUACAAUCCCAGCAACCCACACAAUGUCUACAUGCCCAUGGAGCAGCCUCCUCCAUAUGCACCUAAUCCAGACUCACCUGACAAGAAAACCAACUGAGGCUGAGUCACCAACAAUUCUCUUCUGUAUCUCAAAUAUAGUCUAAAGCAAAGAGUGAAGUUAAAGGAUACUCUUAUACAGAAGAACAGACGAGACUAACACAUGGCUCGAAGCUGAAUUUAUGGUCUUUGAGCCCUGGAAUAGCUUCUAAAACAAUCACACCUCUUACCUAAGUUCCUUCAAAGUGACUAAUCAGCGUUUAUUUCAUUAUAGGGUCUCUAGCAGGUAGCGAAGGGCAGAUGAACGGUCCAAGUUGAGAAACGAUGGGAGGAGGCAGAGCGGGGAAUGUAUUUUUUAAGAUGGAGAUUUAUUACCAAAACCUUUUGUAGUGAUUUUGUGGUUGCAGUUCCUUUAGUCAUUAAAGAUAGCAACAUUUAUUCUGCCACUACCUGUAUUAUUGCAAAUACGGUUUCCUGAGUAGUGCUUAGUUCUGUAUCUGUCUUUCCCCAUAAUAACUGAAGCGGCGUUGUGUGCAGACAUUAGUGUCAUAUAGUUCUUACAUAAAACCUUGUAUGUGUGCAAUAUUUCUAGACUUACUGGUGUUUUUCUAGCUUCUGUUGUGUUCACGUAUCCAAACCCAGAGACCACAGCUCUCCUCCACUCUUACACUAAUGUGGUGGCGUUGUGCAUGUGGUCUUGCUGGAUCCAGCUGUGGUGCUAACAUGCAUCCAACCGGUGAAGGCAGCAGCGUCAGCGCAUGGCUUUAGUGGAGAGGUAUUCCUGCUUCUGGUUUUGUUUGUUUGACCAAAUGUCAAAUCUCUCUUCAGUUCUAAAUCCUGUUGCUGAAUUUUGUCUGUCAGUUAAAAACUAAUAAAUGUAUCAGGUAUUAAAUUA